Molecule: messenger RNA, 984 nt
Organism: Heterotrigona itama
Lineage: Eukaryota; Metazoa; Arthropoda; Insecta; Hymenoptera; Apidae
Source: the annotation of a GenBank genome assembly
CGUAAGUAUCAACCGGCUGCGUAGGUAUGCAUCGUUCUUAACUCUUUCUCUUUCUCUUCCAUCGCUGUAUGUAACACGGCUUCCGUACGUAACACAAACUAGGAAUUCAAUCGUUACUUUAUUAUCGAUUUUCUAACGAUGUAACGACCUCGUAUCGAAAUUUCGCUCGUUCGAUAUGUAUCGAUCUCGAUACCUUGAAGAUCCUUCGUUAAAAAUGCACGCGGAUUCUAAUGAAUGCUUUUACACCAAUCGUCGCAGAUAAUCAAGACGCAAAUAACUCGAGAAGAAACCGAAUUUAUAAUCGAAUACAUAAUUCAAAAGGUCGAUAUGUAUUCUAUUCUCAAGAUGCACUUGUGACUUAACUUUAACCUAAAAUUGAUGUGAUGGUCAUUUCGUCAAGUAAACAGUAUGGCAGUAAAUCUCCCGAGUUCUUCCGGAGUGCUUGAAAAUUUUUCAGAAGUGGAGAGAGGAGGACGCGGCAAGGAUAUAGCAAGACAAACAAUUAACUCUACACAACCACACAUUUACAGCUGCCAGGUUUUGCGAGCAAUGAACUUACGGGAAGUACUCACUCGCAUCGUGCCAAGAUGUUAUGUACUACGAAUGUACAUUGCUAUAACUUAUAACGUUAAUACUUAUAAUGUCAAACUACUGUAACUCUUGUUGCUUUAUAUUUUAUUAAAAAUAUAGUUUAUUUCUAUUAUUUUCUAUUAAUUUAACUAAAGAGGGACAGAUAUAUUCUACUUUGUGCAAUGUUACAUUUAUUCGAAACAUACAAUUUUAAAAUAUACAUUUACUUGAACAUGUAACUGUUCCUAUCUUGUGUUUCGCAGAGAAUCACUCUUUCUUAUACUAAUACUAUUCUUUCUGCAUAUCUCAUUGUCAGCUCAUUGUAUACAUACUGAAAUUGCAAAUAAAAGAUAAAGGUGAAAAACAAAUAGUAUAAAAUAAAUAUGUUUGAAGCUCAAAUGUACUAUUAACUAA